Molecule: messenger RNA, 2152 nt
Organism: Heterotrigona itama
Lineage: Eukaryota; Metazoa; Arthropoda; Insecta; Hymenoptera; Apidae
Source: the annotation of a GenBank genome assembly
GAUUAAGAAACAGCAAUAAAAUUUAAUAAAUAUUUAUCUUGUAAAAUUUCACGUUGUUGAUAUUAUUUUAAAAAAAAUGUUAGAGAUGUUGGAGAAAUGUGUCUAAUAACAUGAUUCUUCAGGGAUGAGGAAUAGAAAGGUGGGCUCGCACAACAUGAACGACCAUUCCAGUAGAAGUCACAGCAUCCUCACCGUCAGUAUCACAUCUGAGCAGCAGAUGGAUAACAGCGUAUUUAUAUCGAGGCAAGGGAAGAUUAACUUUGUCGAUCUGGCAGGAAGUGAAAUGACGAAGAAAACGCAGAGCGAAGGGAAAACACUGGAGGAAGCGAAUAAUAUCAAUAAAAGUCUCAUGGUUUUAGGUUACUGCAUAGCCUCUUUAAGUGAUGGAAAACGCAAGGGUGGCCACAUUCCGUAUCGAGAUAGCAAACUGACUAAGCUUCUGGCCGAUAGUUUAGCAGGAAAUGGUGUUACAUUAAUGAUCGCCUGUAUCUCGCCAGCUAAAUCAAAUGCGAGCGAAACGUUAAAUACUUUGAGAUACGCGGCGAGAGUGAAAAAGAUUCGAACGAAACCUAUCGUAGUAAUGGAUCCUCGAGACGCUUUAAUUCUCAGCUUAAAACGAGAAGUUGUAGCUCUUCAGACGGAAAACGAACAUCUACGAGCGGCUCUUCGUUUAAACGAAAAUGCUUCGAGCACAAGUCGUAGCGAAUCCAAAACUGAAAGAAGAGUACCAUUGACACCUCCAGUGGUAGAUUUGGAUAAACUAUCCGAAAUGGAACAACCCGAAUUAAGUCAACUUAUCCACGCAUACAUCACCGAGAAUGAAGCUCUCCGUCGAGAAAAUGCGGAAUUAUAUGCUACAAGGGAGCAAGUGAUACGGGAUCAGGAACUUGUCUGCAGAGAGAACGAGAGAUUAUUGAAGAAACUCGAGGAUGUUAACUCAGUGUGUUGUCGGUCGCCGAUCAUACCUGCCAGACCAACCUAUUCGGCGGAAAUACUGAACGAUAACGACGAUACACCUGGCGCGACUAACGUUUGGACCAACCCUAAUGUAGAACCUACGCCACUUUCGAGUGAUAUGAUCAGACGUGGAUUAUACAGAUCUGCGACUAGUAUGCCAGAGAAGAUCCAAAAGGAACUGGAUAGACGUAGGAUUAUGGGAAGUUAUAAUAACAUAGCAGAAGCGUACAAAGACAAGAGUCAUCAUCGCCGACACAAUUCAUGGGACAAUGGAAACGGGAUGACGAGAAUGAGUCCGGAUCAAACUAUAUCACCGAUAGACGUUAAUCAAUACAAAAAGGCGAGCAUACGUCGAACCUCAACAGUCCCUGAGGAACGAAGACCGUCGGAGACGAACGAUCCUCUGGGCGAACCGGUUCAACCGACCGAUCAUUCGUACAACGAAUCUCCAGACUCGAUUCUCAGCGGUCCUCUGGAGAUAGUAAACUCAACACCGGAUACAGCUGAGUCAGACGCGCCAACAGCGCCAUUUCCGGCGGUAUCGCACAUCUUGUCGCCGUUCGGUACUCCGGAAUCCGAAGACCACACGACGAGGACACCAAGGAAACCGAAAGAGAAAGAGGAUGAGACUACUCAAAGAGCUUUUGGAAGUCCGAUUCCUGACGACGAGGAUAAACCACUUUGAACACUCGAAUAAGCACGAUAGUCUGAUGUAUUUUCAUUGCGAUGACCCUUGUCUAGGUCAAAGGCAUUGGAUCGACUGUAAAGAUGAAAAACCGAAUUAGGAAGGAUGUACGUGCAAAUUAGUUAGAAAAAUGAUAGAGAGGAAGUUUUCGAAUAGAUGAUUAAAAAGGAUUAUUUUGAACGGAUGAUUAAAGUUUGAUAGCGAAAAUAUGCAUUGAUGCUAGGUUUGAAAAAGAGAGCAAGACGAGUUUUUUGAAAUGGUAACACACAGCAAUAUCGUAUUUUGAAAAUAACGAAAAACGUGUAGUACGCGUAGUAUUAUUUCUAUGUAUAAAAGUAUAUAAUAAUGUGUGAGCUUAAACAGCCUGAAUAUCUAAAGGUCAGUUCUUUUUUUCACGAGGGAGAAAAAAUGACUCAGGUUAUCGAUAUUGUUGAAUUCUACCUCUGAAUAGUAUAAAAUCUGUAAUGGCAAGGUCAUGGAUCAAAUUACAAACAAUAAAGUAUUUGUUUU